AACCUCAGCCCUCACAUCUGUUUAACAUGUCUGAUGGAAAGAAACCACUUAAUAACAAAUCCGUCGAGGAGUUGUUGAGCUUGCUCUCGAUGGGGGUCGAGUUGAACGAAGCUCAAAAGAAACAAAUGAAAGACCACAAGUUUUGGAAGACUCAGCCAGUUCCUGAUUACGACGAACAGAUCGUUAAAGAAGGUCCUAUUGACCAACACAAAACCCCUGCUGAUAUUCCAAAUGAUCCGUACCCCUUACUCGGUGACUUUGAAUGGUAUGAUGUCAAUUUGGAUGAUGACGUUGAGCUCGACGAGUUGUACCAGUUGUUGUAUGAGAAUUACGUUGAGGACGAGGAUGCCACAUUUAGGUUCAAAUAUAGCAGAGAGUUUUUCAAAUGGGCAUUGAAGCCGCCAGGAUGGAGAAAGGAGUGGCACGUUGGUGUUAGAGUCAAGACCAGUGGUAGGUUGGUCGCGUUUAUUGCUGGAACUCCGUGUACAUUGAAGUUGACCAAGAGUAACAGUACCAUCAAAUCGGUUGAGAUUAACUUCCUCAACAUCCACAAGAAGUUGAGAUCCAAGAGAUUGGCUCCAGUCUUGAUCAAAGAAGUCACCCGGAGAAUCAAUAAACAGGAUAUUUGGCAAGCUUUGUACACUGGUGGACAAGUGUUACCUAGCCCUGUUUCAACUUGUCGUUACACCCAUAGACCCAUUAACUGGUCCAAAUUGCAUGAUGUAGGAUUUUCUCAUUUACCUGAGAAUCUGACUAAGGCUAAGAUGGUUGCUCAUUAUACGUUACCUAAUGCCACCAACACUGCUGGUUUUAGAGAGAUGUCUGGUAAAGACUUGGACCAAGUAUUCGACUUGUUGACCAAAUUCCAAGAACGUUACGAGUUGAUCCAGGUGUUCACCAAGGACGAAAUGAACCACUGGUUAUUGGGUGGAGAGUCUGUUGGAGACUCAGGUAAGUCGAAUGUCAUCAAAACUUUUGUGGUGGAGAAUCAAGAUGGUAAAAUCACCGACUUCUUCUCGUACUACUUGUUGCCUUUCACUGUGUUGAACAACCCCGACCAUAAUGAGCUAGGAAUUGCUUAUUUAUACUAUUAUGCUUCCGACUCGGUAUGGGACUCGAAUAACGGCGAAGAUGAGAGUAUUUACAAAAAGAGAUUGAAUUCGUUGAUGCAAGACGUUUUGAUUACGUCCAAGCAAUUCGACGUCGAUGUUUUCAACUGUUUGACUUCCCAAGAUAAUCCUUACUUCAUCAAGCCUUGUAAAUUUGGAAAUGGAGACGGAUUCUUGAACUUUUACUUGUUCAAUUACAAGACCUUCCCUAUACAUGGUGGUAUCGAUCCCAAGACCAAGGAAGUCACGGUUAAGAAAGGAGGAAUUGGAACCGUGUUACUUUAAUUUCUUUAUGCCACUUCAAGUGGACCGUACAUAUAUUAGGUACUAGUUUAAUAAUACCCUACUAAUCUGAUCGUGGUCGCAGUGUUCUAAUUCUGGCGAAGCUCAUCUCACAUCGCA
Messenger RNA from Yamadazyma tenuis ATCC 10573, 1511 nucleotides. The record is from RefSeq and is a predicted model, not a curated record. Lineage: Eukaryota; Fungi; Ascomycota; Pichiomycetes; Serinales; Debaryomycetaceae.